This is a messenger RNA of Dromiciops gliroides (monito del monte), 3561 nucleotides long. RefSeq names its product zinc finger protein 665-like. The transcript is spliced from 5 exons. The record is from RefSeq and is a predicted model, not a curated record. NCBI's taxonomy places the organism in Eukaryota, Metazoa, Chordata, Mammalia, Microbiotheria, Microbiotheriidae. The coding region runs from base 120 to 2783 and encodes 887 amino acids. Gene Ontology annotation, biological process: regulation of DNA-templated transcription.
CUGGGGACUAGGAGGACCCUCCCAGCGUGGGCGGGCAGAAAACCGGAACUGGAGACUGAGAUCUCUCUACCUCCUCCCCCCGGACCGAGAUCUCUGUCUUCUGAAAACCAUCUCUGCACAUGCUAGUCCCAGGUCAGCCUGCAGACAACCAAAGGCUAUUCCAAGGAGAGAGCCUGGAGCCAGAGAGAAUGACCCCGGGGACCCAGAGACCCCCAUCCCAGGAGUCGGUGACAUUCAAGGAUGUAGUUGUGCACUUCACCCUGGAGGAGUGGUGCCUGUUGGACCAUUCUCAGAAAAAGCUGUACAAGGAGGUCAUGCUGGACAAUGUACAGACCCUUCUCUCUGUGGGGCUUCCAGUUUCCAGAGAAGACCUGACCUCUUCUCAGGAAGGGGGAGCACCAUGGCUUCUGGAGCCAAAAGGCCCAAGGCACCUUAGUCCAGAUGCAGUGACCUGGCUUAAAGUGAAAGAGAUGAGUACAAUCUUGAGCAUUUCUGUGGAAGAAUCUGGCCAGCUAAGAUUCAUGAGUGACAGUCCCUAUGACUUCAAUGUUAGAGAAAUCUAUGACUCUGAUAUCAAGAUGGAUAAAAAUCCAAAGAAUUCAUGUGAAUUUGAUGAAGUUGGAAAGAGAUUCAUACAAUAUUCCGUCCUAUAUCACUGUGAGACAGUGUCCCCAAGGAAUAACUGUUUUGAGUACAGUAAAUAUAGGGAAUGCUUUACUGAACAGAUAGAAGUUAUUCAGUCCCAUGAGAAGUCUCCUGAAAUACAACUGCAUCAAGGUAAUCAACAGAAAAUGACUUUCAGCUUGAAUUCAGACCUCAGUGGACAUCAGAAAAGUGAUAUUGGCAAAAAGUUUCAUCUAUGUAAUGAAGGAAGGAAGGCCUUCAGCCAGAACUCUAAACUCAUUACUCACCAGAAAACUCACAUUAGAAAGGAGCCUGAUGAAUGUAAUGAAGGUGGAACAACCUUAUCCCUUCACUCAUCUCUUCCUUACCAUCCUAGAUUUAAUAUUGGAGAGAAAACAUAUACAUGUAAUCAGUGUGAGAAGGCCUUUCAUUUGCACUCAGAUCUUGUUAAACAUCAGAAGAUCCAUACUGGAGAGAAACCUUAUAAAUGUAAUCAAUGUGGAAAAUCUUUUACUCAUAGUUCCAAUCUUUCUGUACAUCAGAGAAUCCACACAAAAAAGAAUCCUUUUGGACAUAAUCAGGGUGAAAAUGCUUCCCAAUGGAACUCCAAUCUUGCUUCCCAUCAGAGAAUCCACAAAGGAGAGAAAGCUUAUGAAUGUAAUCAGUGUGGGAAGACUUUCAGCUACAACUGUAGUCUUGCUGUCCAUCAGAGAAUCCACACAGGAGAGAAACCUUAUGAAUGUAAUCAGUGUGGAAAGACUUUCAGCUACAACUGCAGUCUUGCUGUCCAUCAGAGAAUCCACACAGGAGAGAAACCUUAUGAAUGUAAUCAAUGUGGAAAAGCUUUCACUCAUAGCUCCAAUCUUUCUGUACAUCAGAGAAUCCACAAAAAAAGGAAUCAGUGUAAAAAUGCUUCCCAGUGGAACUUUAAUCUUGCUUCCCAUCAGAGAAUCCACACUGGAAAGAAAUCUUAUGAAUGUAAUCAAUGUGGAAAGACUUUCCGACAGAACUCCCAUCUUGCUGCCCAUCAGGCAAUCCACACUGGUAAGAAACCUUAUGAAUGUAAUCAAUGUGGAAAGACUUUUCGACAGAACUCCAAUCUUAUUAGACAUCGGAGACUACAUACUGGAGAGAAACCUUAUAAAUGUAAUCAAUGUGGAAAGGCUUUCAAACAGAGUUCCAGUCUUUCUAAACAUCAGAGACUCCAUACUGGAGAGAAACCUUAUGAAUGUAAUCAGUGUGGGAAGACUUUCCGACAGAACUCUAAUCUUAAUACACAUCAGAGAAUCCAUAGUGGAGAGAAACCUUAUGAAUGUAAUCAUUGUGGAAAGACUUUCCGAACAACAUCCCAACUUGCCACUCAUCAGAGAAUGCACACUGGAGAGAAACCUUAUAAAUGUAAUCAAUGUGGAAAGGCUUUUACAAGGAGGUCUGAUCUAGCUAUACAUCAAAGAACCCACACUGGAGAGAAACCUUAUGAAUGUAAUCAAUGUGGAAAAGCUUUCACUCGGAGCUUCAAUCUUUCUGUACAUCAGAGAAUCCACUCAAAAAAAAAUCCUUAUGGACAUAAUCAGUGUAAAAAUGCUUCCCAAUGUAACUCCAGUCUUGCUUCCCAUCAGAGAAUCCACAGUGGAAAGAAACCUUAUGAAUGUAAUCAGUGCGGAAUGACUUUCACAAACAACUCCAGUCUUGCUAUACAUCAGAGAAUCCAUAGUGGAGAGAAACCUCAUGAAUGUAAUCAAUGUGGAAAGGCUUUCAAACAGAAUUCCAGUCUUGCUAAACAUCAGAGACUCCAUACUGGAGAGAAACCUUAUGAAUGUAAUCAGUGUGGGAAGACUUUCCGACAGAAAUCCAAUCUUAAUACACAUCAGAGAAUCCAUAGUGGAGAGAAACCUUAUGAAUGUAAUCAAUGUGGAAAAGCUUUUACAAGGAGGUCUGAUCUAGCUACACAUCAGAGAACCCACACUGGAGAGAAACCUUAUGAAUGUAAUCAGUGUGGGAAGACUUUCAGCUACAAUUCCAGUCUUGUUAUCCAUCAGAGAAUCCACACAGGAGAGAGACCUUAUGAAUGUAAUCAAUGUGGAAAGGGUUUUACUCAGAGAUCCAAUCUUUCUGUACAUCAGAGAAUCCACAGAAAAGAGAAUCCCUGGGGUAGCUAGGUGGCACAGUGGAUAAAGCACUGGCCUUGGAUUCAAGAGGACCUGAGUUCAAAUCCAGCCUCAGACACUUGACACUUAACUAGCUGUGUGACUCUGGGAAAGUCACUUAACCCUCAUUGCCCUGGCAAAAAAAGAAAGGAAGGAAGGAAGGAAAGGAGCAUCCCUGUCUACAUAAGCAAUAUGAAAAUGCGGUCUACUGGAAUUCCAAUCUUGUUGCACAUCAAUCAGAGAAUACACACUAGAGAGAAACCUUAUGAACAUAAUCAAUAAGGAAAGGUUUUCUUAUUUCAUUACAAUCUUGCUGAACAUAAAAGAAUCCACACUGCAGAGAAAGCUGAUUGUAAUGAAUGUGGAAAGGCUCUGCUACAGAGCUGCAGUCUUGGGGAACAUCUAAGACUCCAUUGUACAGAGAAACUUCUUGAGUGUCAUGAACGUGGCAGGUGCUUUAGUUAUCAAUUCUAAGUCUACUGAACUUGAUAUAAUCCAUACUGGGGAGAAUCUUUAGAAUAUUUCUCAUCAGAGCAUUCGUACUGGAGAAAAGUCAUAUUAGUAUAAUGAGGAAAGGCAUUGAGAUGAAGUACAGAGCUUGUUCCACAUAAGAAAAAUCAUUCUAAUGCAGAGCUCUAGAUUGGGUCACUGUCAGAAGCCCUUCAGACAGAGAUCAUCUCUUUACAUCAGAGGAUUCAUAUUGGACAGAAAACUUAUACAUGUUCUCAAAGGGGGAUGUGCUUUACUCUGCAAGAGCAAUAUCAGUAGACAACAGAGUAUUCAUAUUGGA